AUGAAGAAGCUGUGUGCUUUCACUGUUGCCUUUUGGUUCCUGUUGUUUUCUCUCAUCUUGUGCAGUUUGACUGAACCCAAUUGCUUUUGGAGGAUAAAGAAUAGUGAAGAUAAUGAUGGAGAUUUGCAAAAUGACUGUGGUUUUAUCCUUUUUACAUUCGAGGGACCUAUUGAAGAAAAUUUUUAUAAUAAACUUCUUAAUUACAUUAAUUUUAGAAUACCAGCAAGAAAAUACGAGUUUUUUCUGGUUAUGUUUUUUGCUACUGAUGAGAUCAACAAGAAUCCUUAUCUUUUAUCCAACAUGUCUUUGCAAUUUUCCAUCAUUUUUGGCAUGUGUGAAGAUACAUUGGGAAUUGUGGAUGAAGUAUAUUCACAAUCAAGCAAAGGUUUGGCUUUUACUAAUUUUAUGUGUGGAAUGGAGCCAACUUGUAAUGUACAGCUUACAGGACCAUUAUGGACAACAUCCUUAAAACUGGCACUUAUUUCCAAAGUUCCAAAGAUCUUCUUUGGACCAUUUAACCCUAACCUGAGUGACCAGGACCAGUUUCCCUAUGUCCAUCAGGUGGCAUCCAAGGACACGUGUUUGUCCCAUGGCAUGGCAUCCUUGAUGCUUCAUUUUAAAUGGACUUGGAUAGGACUGGCCAUUACAGAUGAUGACCAAGGUAUUCAGUUUCUCUCAGACUUGAGAGAAGAAAUGCAAAGGCAUGCGAUCUGUUUAGCUUUUGUGAAUAUGAUCCCAGAAAACAUGCAGCUAUACAUGGCAAGGGUUAAGAUUUAUGACCAACAACUUAUGACAUCUACAGCAAAAGUUGUUAUCAUUUAUGGUGAAAUGAACUCUACUCUAGAAGUCAGCUUUAGGAGAUGGGGAAACUUAGGUGUGCAGAGAAUCUGGAUCACAACCUCGCAAUGGGAUGUUAUCACAGAUAUAAAAGAUUUCAGCCUUGAUUUCUUCCAUGGGACUGUCACUUUUGCACACCGCCACAGUGACAUUGCUGAAUUCAGAAAUUUUAUGCAAACAAUAAACACUUCUAAGUAUCCAGUAGACAUUUCCCAGUCUAUGCUGGGGUGGAAUCAUUUUAACUGUUCAAUCUCGAAGAACAAUAGCAAAAUGGAUUCUUUUACUUUCAACAACCCAUUGGAAUGGUUAGCACAGCACACAUUUGACAUGGUCCUGAGCGAAGAAGGUUACAAUUUGUAUAAUGCUGUGUAUGCUGUGGCCCACACCUACCAUGAACUCAUUUUACAACAAGUACAGUCUCAGAAAUUGGCAAAAGACAAAGGAGUAUUCACUGACUGUCAGCAGGUGGCUUCCUUGGUGAAAACCAGGGUAUUUACUAACCCUGUUGGAGAACUGGUAAACAUGAAUCACAGGGAAAAUCAGUGUGUAGAAUAUGACAUUUUCAUCAUUUGGAAUUUUCCAGAAGGCCUUGGAUUAAAAGUCAAAAUAGGAAGCUAUUUUCCUUAUUUCACACAGAAUCAACAACUUCAUAUAUCUGAAGACUUGGAAUGGGCCACAGGAGGAACAUUGGAGGUAUGCCACAAUUGUCCCUCCUCCAUGUGUAGUGUGACAUGUACUGCUGGAUUCAGGAAAAUCCAUCAGAAAGGAACAGCAGACUGCUGCUUUGAUUGUGUCCAGUGCCCAGAAAAUGAGGUUUCCAACGAUACAGCAGAUAUGGAGCAGUGUGUGAGAUGUCCAGAUGAUUCAUAUGUCAACUUAGAGCAAACACAGUGCCUCCAAAGAACUGUGUCAUUUCUGGCUUAUGAAGAUCCACUGGGCAUGGCUCUAGGCUGCAUGGCCCUGUCCUUCUCAGCCAUCACAAUUCUAGUCCUAGUCACUUUUGUGAAGUACAAGGACACUCCCAUUGUGAAAGCCAAUAACCGCAUUCUCAGCUACAUCCUGCUCAUCUCUCUAGCCUUCUGUUUUCUCUGCUCAUUGCUCUUCAUUGGACAUCCCAACCAGGCCACCUGCAUCCUGCAGCAGACCACAUUUGGAGUAUUUUUCACAGUGGUUAUUUCUACCGUGUUGGCCAAAACAAUAACUGUGGUUACAGCUUUCAAGCUCACUACUCCAGGGAGAAAGAUAAGAAGGAUGAUGAUAAAAGGGGCAAUUAACUUUCUCAUUCCCAUUUGUACCCUAAUCCAACUUGUUCUCUGUGGAAUCUGGUUGGUGACAUCUCCUCCCUUUAUUGACAGAGAUAUACAAUCAGAACAUGGGAAGGUCAUCAUUAUUUGCAACAAAGGCUCAAUCAUUGCCUUCUACUUUGUCCUGGGAUAUUUGGGCUCCUUGGGUCUGGGGAGUUUCACUGUGGCUUUCUUGGCUAGGAACCUUCCUGACAGAUUCAAUGAAGCCAAGUUCCUAACAUUCAGUAUGUUGGUGUUCUACAGUGUAUGGAUCACCUUCCUCCCCGUCUACCACAGCACGAGGGGGAAGGUUAUGAUAAUUGUGGAGGUUUUCUCUAUCUUGGCUUCUAGUGCAGGGUUACUAGGGUGUAUCUUUGUCCCAAAAUGUUAUGUUCUUUUAGUUCGACCAGAUUUAAAUUUUCUUCAGAAAUAA
Messenger RNA from Rattus rattus (black rat), 2553 nucleotides. Its product is annotated as vomeronasal type-2 receptor 116-like. Gene Ontology annotation, biological process: G protein-coupled receptor signaling pathway. Bases 1 to 2553 code for a protein of 850 amino acids. Gene Ontology annotation, cellular component: membrane. The record is from RefSeq and is a predicted model, not a curated record. Lineage: Eukaryota; Metazoa; Chordata; Mammalia; Rodentia; Muridae. Gene Ontology annotation, molecular function: G protein-coupled receptor activity. The transcript has 6 exons.